Messenger RNA from Condylura cristata (star-nosed mole), 969 nucleotides. RefSeq names its product olfactory receptor 2M3-like. Bases 1 to 969 code for a protein of 322 amino acids. Gene Ontology annotation, cellular component: membrane. Gene Ontology annotation, molecular function: olfactory receptor activity; G protein-coupled receptor activity. Gene Ontology annotation, biological process: G protein-coupled receptor signaling pathway. NCBI's taxonomy places the organism in Eukaryota, Metazoa, Chordata, Mammalia, Eulipotyphla, Talpidae. The record is from RefSeq and is a predicted model, not a curated record. The transcript has a single exon.
AUGCAGAGAAACAAUAAGACUGUCACCACAGAUUUUAUUCUUCUUGGUCUUUGGCCUGAGCUCAGUCACCUUGUGAUUCUUAUCUGCCUCAUUCUUCUGGUCUACUUUAUAGCUGUCAUGGGCAAUGCUUUUCUCAUUUUCCUCAUCUGGUUGGAUACACGACUACAUUCUCCCAUGUACUUCCUACUCAGUCAGCUCUCUCUCAUUGACUUGGCCUUGAUCUCAACUACUGUCCCCAAAAUGGUUGCAAACUUCUUCUCAGGGAAGAGAUCAAUAUCACAAGUUGGUUGUGGAACCCAGAUUUUCUUCAGUUUAACCCUUGGGAUUGCUGAAUGCCUUCUGCUUACACUCAUGUCCUAUGACCGAUACAUUGCUAUCUGUAACCCAUUGCGUUAUUCAGUCAUCAUAAGCCAUAACACCUGUAAAAAGAUGGUCAUUGUAUCAUGGGCAGGAGGGGCAGUCACUUCCCUGAGUCACACAGCUUAUGCUAUGCAUUUCCCAAUUUGCCAUCCCCGAGAGAUCCCACACUUUUUAUGUGAGGUUAUGGCCCUCCUGAAACUCACCUGUGAAGACAUUUCAACCUAUAUGAAGUCAGUGGUUGUCUCAAGUUUUCUGGUGGUCCUCAUUCCUCUGGGUCUUAUCCUGACCUCCUACAUUUUCAUCUUCUUUGCUGUCUUCCACAUGAACUCACCUGAAGGCAAAAACAAGGCUUUGGCCACCUGCUCCUCUCACCUCCUUGUGGUCAGUCUCUACUUUGGCCCUGCCAUAUUGGUCUACAUGAGACCUGAUUCCUCUAAGACACCCAAAUUAAACCAGUCUCUAUUUAUGUUUAAUGCUAUCCUUACACCUAUGCUUAACCCCCUCAUCUACAGCUUAAGAAACAAAGAUGUAAUAGCAGCUGUGAAGAAUAUAAUCAUCAGUAGAUGUUCCUUGCAAAAGACUAAAAGUCACCUGAGUUACUACACUUGA